Messenger RNA from Lathyrus oleraceus (garden pea), 1557 nucleotides. RefSeq lists its product as uncharacterized. NCBI's taxonomy places the organism in Eukaryota, Viridiplantae, Streptophyta, Magnoliopsida, Fabales, Fabaceae. The annotation marks the transcript as partial. The record is from RefSeq and is a predicted model, not a curated record. Gene Ontology annotation, molecular function: nucleic acid binding; zinc ion binding. The transcript is spliced from 5 exons.
AUGGGAAGCUUGUCACCGUUGGGGAAGAUAGGGGCAUCCAUGUCUUCUUUGAAAUAUGCACGAGAGAUUGUUAAGAUUGGUGACACAUACAAGUGGGGACGUGUCGUGGAAGUGAUUGAGAACAAGAAUAGGUCCAGUUUGGGAUUUGAGCAAGGGCCGUUUAAGAAAGAAGUCAAUGCUAUGCAACAGAUUUUCCAUAGUGGAGGGUUCAUUGACAAAGAAGAACAACACUCAGCUACGAUCAUUCAUGAAGAUGAAGACGAAGAAGAAGAAGAAGAUAGUGCCAAUUUUGUAACGCAUGGACAGAUUUGCAACAAUUGGGUUGUUGUUGAUGUUCUUGUUAUAAUUCAUCGUUUAAAGUCGAUUCUCAAACCCAUUGAAAACAUUGACCAUACUCCCUCAUCGAACUUUGAUUUCCAUGUGUUUGAAGCCGGAGAAGAGAAUGAUGAUGAAUACGUUUCUGAUAAGUUAUCACGUUUGCUUGAGCACGAGGAAAGAACCAUUCAGCCAUUUGAAGAAAAGAUUAAGUUUGUCAACUUGGGUUCCGAAGAUGAUAUCAAGGAGGUCAACAUUAGGUCACAGCUUCAUCCAGAGGGUAUAGUUUGCUUCAAAUGUGGUCAGGCUGGUCAUAAGAGUAAUGUAUGCACUGCUGAAGUAAAGAGGUGUUUUCGUUGUGGUAAGACUGGUCAUGCAAUAGCUGAUUGCAAGCACAAGGAAAUGAUUUGUUUUAAUUGUGGCGAAGAAGGGCAUAUUGGAAGUCAGUGUCAGAAGCCAAAGAAAUCUCAAACUGGAAAGGUGUUCGCAUUGACCGGAACUCAAACCUCCAGUGAGGACAGACUUAUCCGAGGUACAUGUUUCAUAAAUGGUACUCCUUUAAUUACUAUUAUUGAUACCGGUGCUACCCACUGUUUUAUUUCUGCUAACUGUGCUCGAAGACUGGGUUUAAAAUUGUCCGCUUUGGAUGGUGAGUUGAUUGUUGAGACCCCAGCUAAGGGAUCAAUAACUACUUCUUUGGUGUGUUUAAAAUGUCCUUUGUCGAUCUUCGAUAAAGAUUUCUAUGUUGAUUUAGUAUGUUUACCGUUGGAUGGGAUGGAUGUAAUUCUUGGUAUGAACUGGUUAGAGUAUAAUUAUGUUCAUAUAAAUUGUCAUCAUAAGUCGGUGAGGUUUUCCACUCCUGAAGAGGAAGGAGUUGACUUAUUACCUUUCAGAGAAUUGCGAAAAUUGGUGAAAGAGGGAGCUCAGAUGUUUUCUUUGAUGGCGACGUUGUCGGUUGAGAGUCAAGCUAAGGUUGAGGAACUGUUAGUGGUGAAAGAAUUCCCUGAAGUUUUUCCUGAUGAAAUUCCUAGUGUGCCGCCAGAGAGGGAAGUUGAAUUUACUAUUGAUCUGGUACCUGGUACUAGGCCUAUUUCGAUGGCACCGUAUAGAAUGUCGGCAUCUGAGUUACCAAGUGUGUCGCCGUGGGGAGCCCCAGUGUUGCUAGUAAAGAAGAAAGAUGGUAGUAUGAGGCUUUGUAUUGAUUAUAGACAAUUGAAUAAAGUAACGAUCAAGAAUAAGUAU